Molecule: messenger RNA, 1237 nt
Organism: Sinocyclocheilus rhinocerous
Lineage: Eukaryota; Metazoa; Chordata; Actinopteri; Cypriniformes; Cyprinidae
Product: mediator of RNA polymerase II transcription subunit 28
Exons: 4
Coding region: 101-640 (179 amino acids)
Cellular component (GO): mediator complex
Source: RefSeq, a predicted model, not a curated record
UCCUGUGCACUAGGUGGUGAUACAUUACAUCUUCAAUAGACUGGGACGUCUUUUUACGCACGCGAAGAAAAGUUGUUGUUGUUAACUUGCUAGUGGAAAAAUGGCGUCGUCCAUGGGCGGUAUGUUCCCCGGUCAGCAGCCUCCUGGAUCUCAUCCACCUACAGGUCCUGGUGGUCCAGGUCAGCCAGGACUUCUCACAGGUCCUCCUGGUAACAGAGGGGCAAAUAACACUUUAGUAGAUGAGCUGGAAGCUUCUUUCGAGGCGUGUUUUGCAUCUCUAGUCAGUCAAGACUAUGUGAAUGGAACAGACCAGGAAGAAAUUAGGACUGGGGUUGAUCAGUGUAUACAGAAGUUUCUGGAUGUAGCCAGACAGACUGAAUGUUUCUUCCUUCAGAAAAGACUGCAGCUGUCUGUACAGAAACCAGAACAGGUGGAAAAAGAGGAUGCAUCAGAACUGAAGAAUGAACUCCAGAGGAAAGAAAUGCUGAUUCAGAAACAUCUUACCAAGAUCCAUCAUUGGCAGCAGGUGUUGGAAGACAUCAACGUCCAGCAUAAAAAGCCCACAGAACUGCCGCAGGGUCCACUGGCCUUCCUGGAACAGGCCUCAGCCAACAUUCCCGCACCCAUGAAACCAAACUGAAGCAUGUAGAGAUCCAGAACCCUAUCCAGACUGUGUUCCCGGGCCACUCUCUCUCUCUGCGCCCAGCAAAUCGUACAAUAAGCCUUUGUUGUGGACUCGUUAGUGAUGUUUUUGUCAUGUUACGUACAUCCAUGAUGUGCUAAAGGACGUUACUGCCACUUGUCUCAUGAGGAGUUUGUAGGUCUGCCAGAAGGAGGUCAUUCUAAAGAACUCGAGGGUCUUUGACAUUUAAUCAUCAGAAUACUUAAAACUGAUGGCAAGUUAAUCACAUUUUUAAUAUAACAAGCACAGAUGUUCUUAGAGCUAAAAUGACCAGAAAGGGCUUUAGUUAGAGAGAAUUAAGUGGGAUAAUUUUUCCCCCCAUUGUUCAUAUUUUAUUGAAAGAUCUUUUGUAAAGUUUAAAAUAAACAUGUUUUGUCAUUACUGAAAAUUGUGCGCUCUCUUACAUUACAUAUUUUACUUAUUUUCUUUCUCAGUGCUUUAUUUUUUCCCUUUAUAACAGGCUGUAUCAAUACAAGCAACAUUUUUCAGUUAUUCUCCAACUACUCACAAAUCCUUUGCAUUUGGAUUUGAACAUUUAUUUCCCUUUUGGUAAAA